Molecule: messenger RNA, 975 nt
Organism: Cucurbita moschata (crookneck pumpkin)
Lineage: Eukaryota; Viridiplantae; Streptophyta; Magnoliopsida; Cucurbitales; Cucurbitaceae
Product: auxin-responsive protein SAUR21-like
Exons: 3
Coding region: 345-755 (136 amino acids)
Biological process (GO): response to auxin
Source: RefSeq, a predicted model, not a curated record
UAAGGAGCUUUAUUUAUAAUGCGGGACAUUAUCUCCUGCAGCCGGAAGCUUGGACAUGGAUCGAUCAAUCCAUUGAUAAGAGUCUAAAGAUCUUUGGCAAUGGUGUGAAUACCCGAUUUCGGGAGGAUCGAUGGAUGGGACAUUCUGCUCCAAAGCUCGGAUUUCCUUGUCUUUAUGUACUCACCUUCUAUCAUAGAAGCCGCCAUUGCUGAAUUGUGGUCUACCGAAGCUGCCUCUUGAAGUCUUACUGAGAAGAAAUCUGUUGGGUGAUGAAAUCGAGAAAUGCACCUCAGUGAAACGAGUGGGACUGCCCACCAGUGUUGGCCUUCUUAGAGUGGCAGGACAUGUAUUCAAACCAAAUAAGCAACCCAUAUCAAACGAACUUCAAUCUUCAACUCACAUUUCAAACACAUCCUCACUCAAGUACUACGCUUCAAGCAAAAAGCCUUUCAAAAUUAGACAUGGGAAUCAGACUACCUUCACUUCUCCUCAAUGCCAAGCAAAUUGUCAAAAUGCAAACUGUUUCUUCUAGAAAUCAAUGUGGCGUUCCCAAAGGCCAUAUUGCAGUCUAUGUGGGAGAUACCGAAAGGAAGCGGUUUGUGGUUCCAAUAUCAUACUUGAACCAUCCGUCUUUUUCAGCUUUGCUCAAGACUGCAGAAGAAGAAUUUGGAUUUAAACAUCCAACUGGGGGAUUGACAAUUCCUUGCAGAGAAGAUGUGUUCAUCAACCUCACAUCCAGGCUGCAAACUUCCUGAAAGAGGGAAGAAAAACAAAUUUCCUCACAAUUUUGCCAGAUUCUCUCCAUUUUUUCCCCAUAGUUAAGAGUAGAAAUCAAUGUAUAGUUAGUUUCAACGUGUUAAUGAUCGGGUAGCUGAAAGGUGAUAACACAUUGCCUAUCUACCUGAACAUCAUUUACACAACUUACAAUUACAGAUGUGUAAACAUGGAAAUACAAAUACAUAGUCACAUUUCUUA